AGGAGUAAUAUUUGCCUCCGUCAUCUCUUUCUUUUGCUUUGAUUGCCUCUGUUUCCUUUUUGUUUCUUUGAUUUGAAAAGCCUGUAUGUUUAGUUGAAUUGGUAAAUAUUCCUUGUAUUGUGCAAUUGAGUCGCUAUGGCUCUUUAACACCACCCGGAUCAAAACUUGGCCGAACCAGAAUGAGAUUACUAUUCGCAAUGGGUCUGUAUUGAUCAGUAGUUUGAAACUAGACAAGAACUGGCAACUCCUCCUCCACGUUCCAGAAUACCCUUUUGAUUUUGCAUACAAGAGUGGGUGUUCUUAUUACAGUCCCUUUGGAUUGAAGGAUUUCAUAAGAAAAAGAAAAGAAAGGGUUAUGGUUUCUAGCCAUAUCACUCAUUUGAAUUGAAUAUUUUGGUGAGAAACGGAGAGAAAAGUACCAAAAAUGGAACUUUUUGAUUGGCUCUUCCCCUUUCUUAUCUCACCCUUUCUCAGGACAUACUGGAAUGGCAACUUAUCUUUACACAAAUUUUUUGCGAGGCGCCGUGAUAUGGUAUCUACCCUUUGGAGUUGCUUUCAAUUGGUCAUGAAGCAGCUCCGGUUCGAGAGGGUGUCAGCGCAGUUAUAUGUUUUGUUUUCGACUUGUAUUGUUAAGAUACAGGUAUGGUACAUAAAAUUCCAGGCUUAGGCCAGUUCAGUUUAGUGUAGCUACAAAUAGGGAUAAACAAUCAAUGGUAAAGCUCUAGUUGUAUUUCAUGAUCAUGGUUACGAACUUGUGUUUAUAUAAAGUUGAGGUGAAAUCACCGUUUAACAGUCUUUUUAUACUUGUUUUGGUUCCCGUAGCUAGGGCUUUCUUCUCCUUUUUUCUGGGGAAGUUGUGUGCUGAGGUACGAGUCAUGUUGCUUGUUUACAAUAGAGUGAAAAUCGUUCGAGCCAAUCCUAGACUGAGCUGAGCUCGUCUAGCAUGAAGAUCUCAAUCUUGGCUCGACUCAACUACAUUAUUUAAACAAGUGAGUUGGAGCUGCCAAUGAAAAGUCAAGCAUAGAUUAACAUUCGCAUUGAGAGCGAGAAAACAAGGUAAUUAACACUCGGACAUGGUAUUAAACAUAUCAUCGGUCAAGUAGGUAAAGGUGCACAAACACCAAGCAUAGCCCCAAAAAAAGAAGCUGCUUCAAUACAACCUUCCUUAGUCAACCCAUCGAGAGUAAUGAGAAGCACCUUAUUCAGGGAGCUUAGCAGUCCCGAGAAUCUUUCAUAGUUUUCUGAUAUCGGAUAAUUGACAGCUUGAGUAGUUUGUCGAACAGUUUCUUCAGGUGUAUUUUAAUGUAUAUUGAAUCUUCCAUAAUUCUCCACUCUCAUCACGUAUAUGUGACUGGGUCCAAGAAUUGCUUUAAGUAAUUUUUUUCUCUUAUUUGGUGGGGAAACCCGUUGUUGCUCUUUUUGGCAUAAAGAGCUUUCCCAUUCAUAAUAGGUAGAUCAAAAAACUCACUUCCGUGGGGAGACUUCCUCCCAUAGAGGAAUGGAAUGCCUGGGUUGAUUUCAUAAUUCGACAUAUAAAUAAUACCCAAUAUCUGGUCGAGCUCAGCUUGAAGUGCUUGAGAAGCCUAAAGCUCAUCCAUUUAGCAAACAAAGCCAGCUUCAAUGGGCAUUCAAUGAGCUGUGAUCAAGUUGGUUGCGUGCAAUUUGCUUUACUUGCAUCCAUGCUCUACAAGCUGAUGCACUACACUUCACUUCCUUGGGGGCAUAUCCUGGUUGAUUUGCAAAAUUGUAUUACUUUUAUUGUUGAAAAACUAUCAUAGUUCAGCUUGGUAGAAGGUGGGUCUCCAAAACCCGAUGCCCAUUGAAGCUAUUCUGUCUGUGAUGUGAGUCAUGUGACACCUUCUCCUGUUCUCUUCCUCCUAGUUGAAACUUGAAACUAACCAGUGUUAGAUGACAUGGGUUGAGGCAGCAAAGAGAAGACGUAGUAUCAUGUGGUUUGCUGAAAUAUGCCCAUAGAUUAGAGGAAUUCACAAAUAGGAUUCUCGUAACCAAUUCUUAAUUAGUUAAGACUGUUGAAUACCGUGUCAACUCCUCUCUCUCUCUCUCUCUCUCUCUCUCUCUCUCUCUCUCUGUGACACUUGUGCACACAAAUGCGUGUCUUACUCCAUUGUUAUGGUGGAUCCUCAUUUACUCUUGCUUUAUGGUAAGUAGGUUGCUUAUGGCUUGCCUGUUUCUUAUCUCUUGUCGUUGCUACUGCUUAUUCCCAUCAACUACCUUUCUUUUGGGAACUUGUAGGGGUUGUUUGGUAGAGGUUUUGAGUAAAGUUUUUGAGAUAAUAAGUGGAGAGAAAUUUUAUUGAAAAUUGUGCUGAGAGAGAGGGUUGGGGUUCUGGAACCCCAAGUGGACAAAGCCGCAGUGACUUAUUGAUAUGGGUGCUGUCCUUUCGGAGACUUGCUGGAGAUCUUGAGAUUAUUGGUGUUUUUCACGAUAUGACGGUACUGAAGAGAUAUGCAUGUGCCAAGGACAUUGGUGUUUUUUCUUGAUAUGACGCUACUGAAGAAAUAUGUGCUAAGGUUGUUUGAUAUGCUGAAGUACAUAACUUGCCUUUGGGUAUAUAGGAGCUUUAUGUAGAUCUUCAACACCAGAUGUUAACACUUAACACAUAAGGUUGUGUAUAGCGUAUACUAUAGCUAAGGGAGAUGUAGGUGUAUGUACAGCUAUGGUAUAUGUUUAUCCUCAUGAACAUAGAGGAAUGUCAUGCCUAGGACUCAUUCACAUAUGUAUUGCAAGUGUCAGUCUGUGGAUAUACAUCCGUUCUGUUGCAUUUGCCUUGUGCGGUCUGCAUUUGUUGUGCCCGUGUAGUGUAUACGCCUGUGUUUAUAUAUGCAAGUGUGUUUUGCUUUUUUCUUCCAGUUUUUCCUUCUUGUUUGCAGGUGUGCAUUUCUGUUUACUUCAUGUUCUGUGAUUGGUUUUCUUUCUUCUUUUUCAAUUUAUCAACUUGCAGCUAGGAACCCUCAGAUGUUAAGUCUGACUUAUUUUGCCCGUGCGACAGAACAUUGGAGUUUUUUCACGAUAUUUCAUGAUAUGACGAUAUUGAAGAGAUACAUGCUUAGGUUGUUCAUAUCACUGAAGUACAUUACUGCCAACGUUGUAGACAGAAACAAUGGACAGAUUGUUGCAACAGCAUCGACAGUCGAACACUCUGUCAAGAACAUGUUGGAGUGUGGUCGAUCUGGCAAUGCCAAGGCAGCAGCAGUAGUGGGGGAGGUGUUGGCGAUGCGACUCAAGGUGGAGGGUUUUGAACAGGGACAGGGAAGAGGGAUCCACGUUGAUGUCAACAAAGAGGUUGAGAAGAAAGGCUUCAAGAACCGUAUGAAGGUCUCGGCCAUUGUGAAUGCCCUAAAGGGCAACGGAGUCAAACUCAUACUUGAUGAGGAUGAGAACGGUAAUUCACGGCCUAAUCACUGAUAAACGAAUUCUUUUAUUUCUAGCUUUGAAUUUCCUGAGGGAUCCUUCUUGCUUCCGUGUACAGACUCAUGGGUAGGUUGUUUUCAAGUCUUCGUAGUAGCCAACUGAUGUCGAGAAAUAAUCUCGACCCACUGGUUUCAUCUUAACAAUAGAAACAUGACCCUGAAGACACUUCUAUACAGUUUGGACAGUGCGAAAGAAUUCCUUUACAUAGUAUUGAUAAUUUUUCUUCGUUUUCCGGUUCUCAAUUUCUCAAGUAUAUCGUGUACUAGUUCAUAUGUCUGAAUUUUAUUGUGAAUGCACAAUUCUGAAUCCCACUUCUUUUGAUACUGACAAAGUUAUUUCUGGGAGCUGCCAAGUGAAGCCAUGAAUACUACAAUCCAUUAUCGUUUCAUAGACAAUUGCAAGCAGGUUGAACACUCUCUCUAAAAAACUUUCGAACCCUAGCCGUCAUCAUCCAACCUCCCUCCUUCCCCUCCCCCCAUUUUCCGGCGGUGGGAGGGGAGGGAUCUACUCCCUUCCUCUUCUCUUUCUCUCCCUCUCUCUUUUUUCUCUCUUCUUUGUUUCUCUUUUUUUGACAGGUUGUCAAGUGGAGGAGGACAUGGCCGCCGCCGUAUUUCCAGAUUUUCUUCCUCUCUCCGGCUUUCCUAGCUCAUUUCAGCUACCGAUGUGAUUGUUGGGUUACACCGGUUUGAUGCCUAACGGCGAACGGCUGCGUUUCUAGGGGUUUGGGCGAUGGGGCAAAGUUUGGUGGUGCAGCGGCAAUGGUUCAGCAUCCUCGUCCGGCGUUCUGUAACGGUCUCAGUUCGCUGCUCAUGGCCACCGGUGUUGACUGUUGGGUUUCUACGGAUUGGUGCCUAACGGCUAACGGCUUGAGUUGUGGCUGGAUCUUAUGGGUUUCUGGGCGGCGGUUGGGCUGGACGGCUAGGAGUUGGGGGGUGGACGACGUGCAGCGAGGGGAGGCGGACAGCGGCGAUAGAUGCUGUUGGGCGGCUUGGUGUGGCCUAUUUUGGAGGGGUGGUCGAGCCGUUCUCCGGGACAGCAACAGGGGCUUGUUCCCCGGGUCUCCAGCUGCCACGAUCCCCGGGUCUCCGGCGCGGCGUGGCAGCGGCUCGCCCUUUUUCAGGCGGCUGUGGUGUGUUGGGCAUGGCUGCUGUGGUGUUUCACCUUUUAGGGUUUUUGUUGGGCUUUUUUGUUGGGCUUAUGCCCUUAUUUUUGGGCUUUAGGCCUCUUCUGGUGUUUGGGCUGCAUCCUAUCUGAUCUUCAUUGUAUUAUCUGGAUUUUGAGGCUUUUUAGGUGUCGGGCUUUGGCCCUUGGGUCUUUUGUUUCUUGGUUGGCAUCUUGCCAAUCAAGGCUUGGGUCUCGGAUAGGCACUUGUUGCUUUUCUCCCGGUCCUUUUAGUCUUUGUAAUCCUGCUUUUCUCCCGGUCCUUUUAGUCUUUGUAAUCCUUCGAAGAUAAUAAAAUUUGUUUUCGCUGUUCAAAAAAAA
Molecule: messenger RNA, 4914 nt
Organism: Rhododendron vialii
Lineage: Eukaryota; Viridiplantae; Streptophyta; Magnoliopsida; Ericales; Ericaceae
Exons: 3
Coding region: 2842-3426 (194 amino acids)
Biological process (GO): translation
Cellular component (GO): ribosome
Molecular function (GO): structural constituent of ribosome; 5S rRNA binding
Source: RefSeq, a predicted model, not a curated record